ACAACGAAAGGAGAAGAGAUUAGGAAAUUAUAUUAGACAUUUAUAAUAAUGAAUUGUGUGGGUUUUGUCAAUCCUACGAAUUGCAUCGGAUAGAAUCAACCGUGAACGAUGGUUAAGGAAAACGUGGAGUGACGCAAAGCGUGAAUUACUUGUGACGUUAAACAAGUAUUAUUAUAUAAUCACCACGAUAGAUCAGCCGGCGCAGAGAUUAAUCGUUCGCCAUGAAGAGUUAUCGUUCCCAUGAGCGAAAACAUUUACAAUAUAUGUACACUACAGUUGUAUACUCGUGUUUUGUAAAAGCUGGUACCAGUAAUGUUCUUAGCUUAACUGAGCUUAACGUUUAGUACAAAUGGAUAUCUUCCCCGCAGGGAAGACAAUUUCUCAUGACGAACAUGAUUAAAUGUGUAUCGAUGAGCGUGCAUGAAAAGAAAGAGCUUGGUCCUUGGUCCUCGAGUAUCCGUCGUCCGCUAAACUCGCAUCGUCGCUCUUUCAAUUCUGGAGUGGAGGAAGCGUUCUCGAACGAUGAGGUAACCGUCGCCGCCGCCGCGGUCGCUGGUUCAGCGAUGUCAACCAUCGUCAUCGGUCCAUUCUCUUCUCCUGCGGCAGCCGUGGGACAUCGAGGUGGCAAGGGCUGCAGGAGAAACUGAAACGAGAGGAAGUGGGGGCGGCGAGCGUGUUAUGUGUGCCCGCAGAACGGAGGAGCAGAAUCAGAAUUGGAAUUGCAGAUGGCGCCUGACCUGCGCCACUUGGCCAUCGCCAUCGCCGCUGCUCCGUCCCGUAGUUCCGUUCGUAAAGAGGAGGAGAAACAGGAGAAGGAAGGAGGUGGCUGGUGGUUCGCUCUUCUGCUCGUAGUCUUUCUACAAUUCAUCCUCCGUUCCGUUCCGUCGUCGGCUAGCUGUUAGCGCUGACGGCAAGAGGUAGUAUCCGAAAGAUAGACCGCGAUAACGAGAUAAGCGACGAACCCGGGGACCGUUCGUGCCGGGCAAAGAGAAAGGAAGGAAUAAUAGGAGGGAGGGAACCGGAGGAUCCGUCCGUCCGACGAGCGUACCCGAUCUUUUUUCCUCUUUCGUCCGCGCUGAAAAUCGUAAGACCUAAAGUUGCGACGGUAAUCCCGGUGCACCUGAUUGGCCGUACGAAUCGAUUGAUACGGGAUCGUGGAUUUAUCGACGUUUACUAUAUGGCCACGGCCUCCGGCUCGGUCGGAAGAUAACCUGCCUACUUUAAUUCUCCUCGAGGUUUGUUUUCUUACAGUAGAUGAAACCGAGAUAGCGACUCUAUUUCCUCCCCGUUUUCCCUUGGCUGCGACACGCACACGCGCGCCCACGCUGCGAGUCCUCGGUAAACCGGAAAUCACGGCACGCGUGUUGAAAAACCAAAUCUGCUCUCUCUCUCUCUGUCUGUCUGUCUGUCUCUCUCUCUCUCUUUCUUUCUCGAUCACACGCCGUUUCUGCCGGAUCAUUCGAACUCUACGAGGUUUCCUCCUCCGUAAGGAUUAAUCGCAAAGAAAGUAACUGCGACUUUCGCAUCGGGAUUGUGAUCGAGGGAAAAUGGUUAACGCAUCAGGUACGCAACGAAUGCACGCUCGGGCUACACGUUGACGCGUAACGCGAUCGACCAUCGCGUAUCGCGUAGUCUAAACCGGAUGUCAAGAGUAGGAAAGGCGGGAUAUUGAGAAUAAUUAUACGUUCGAAUACUAUCGCGAGUGAGAAAAUACCUGUUUCUAUUUUUGUUUCAGCGUUCGCUUAAAUUAUGAAACGCGAUAGCCGCGGAAUAGAACGCGCAUCCAAAAAUGCGAAGACUUAGGAAGCCGCUGUUCGCGUGUACCAGAAAAUGCUCGUUGAAUCUGUAAUAUUGAUUCAAUUGCAUGUUUUACCGUUCCCGAAAAUUGUACGCGCGGAGGGAGACCGUAAAGAAGCUCGCUCGAAUCGAUGUCCUUCGAGUAUAUUAACGAGGUCGAGAGUUCUCUGGAUAAUUAGGCGAGAUCGAGCGCGUAGGAAAUUGACGAUGAUACUUUCGGAUUUCCGCUGGUUUUAUCUUACGAAUCGUUGCCUCGCGAAGGGCAGGGUUCCUCAAAGGGAACGUUCAGCCUUCCUCGUCAGCAGUUUCGCUGGCAAAGAAAAAAUGGCGCCGGUAGCCUCUAGAUCGCGCGACCACCGAGUACGCUGCGCUCGUACUUCCGUAACGUGCUCCAACAGCAGUCUCUCCCAUUGCGGCUCGAUAAAUUGACCUCGAGGAACCGUCCCCGUCGAGAGCCGCGCGGAUCCAUGCUCGAAAUGAAGGCGCAUUCCGACUUCGUACUCGUAUUCGCCUGCGAGACCGUUUUUAAACUCGCGUGAAAUGCACGCGCGACGUACAGUGGCUCUACAUUCUAGUAAUGCCAUCAUCGGGAAGGAGAAGACGAGAGGAGGAAGGCCCGAUGGAAAAGUGAACGUUUGCUGGUUGCUCUCUCCUUUCUUUUUACCCCGAUACGGUGUAAAUCACGUUCGGUAGAUCGGGGAGAGGAAUAAACUAGAGGAAGAUAAAGAAAAAGGGUAUCUCUGGAUGCGCGACAGGGACACGGGUCGAGCGUACGUGGGACAAAGCGACGAGUCUUGGCCGACAUGUCAGGAAGGCUGCCCCGGUUGCGUGCACUUCGUCCGCGGCCCAAGCAGUUCAAGUCGGAGCACCGUGAAGAAGGUAACCUUAAAGAGGAUCCACAGGAAGUCGCGAUGAAGGGACACGAGAGCGACGCGGAGGACGUUUCAUAUAUCGUCGAAGAAGACGGCGACGGUGACGACGACGAAGAGGAGGAAGAGGAGGAGGAGGAGGAGGAGGAGGAUGCCGAAAUGGAAAGUGAUUUGAAACGCGAGCAUGAUGUGUUCGAUUGUUCAGGGCCGUCGCAGAGUUACGAGUGUAAAACGUGUAAGCCUCCGAAGCCUUUGCCGAGUCUCAAGGCGUAUCUCGAUCAUCUGAAAAAAGAGCAUAAGCAAAAGGGGAAAUUUGCUCGUGACACUGGAAACCGAUGCUCCAUGUGCUCGUACGUUGCACUGAACUCCAGGGAUCUAGAGAGUCAUCAAAGAGUGCACCAUUUGAAAAGGAGGUUUUUCAGAUGUGCUAAAUGUUCUUACGUGACCCAUGUACGUGCUCGUUACACGAAGCAUGUCAAGUAUCACUCGAUGCCAAUGAUCAAGUGCGAUGCCUGUGAUUUUCGAACACCGUACAAGUGGAAUUUAGAUAGGCACACCAGAAAUCAUGGUGGAGGUGGAGCCUUCCAAUGCAGUGCUUGUAAUUUUACAGCCGACAUCAGACAGAGUUUAACGGUACACGAAACUAAUCAUCACGAACCUCCUGUAGGUCAGACGAAUCGAAAAUCCAACGCAGCGUUCGAACGAAGACCGAGAAACAGUCCUAAACGUUACAAUCAGGUGGGUGCAAGCGAUUUUCGUGACUCGCUGCAUAUAUCCUCGAGCACGACGCUGUCGAUUAGCUCCGGGGAUCCAUACGUUUCUGAUCAAUCUAUGGAAGAUAAGAGAAGCGCGUUAGCCAACGCGGAGUGUAUAGCGUUGAAAUGCGAAGAGAAAGGCUGCCAAUUUAUCACCGCGUGGGAUUCGGAGAUGCAGCGACAUUUGGCAGAAUGUCACGCUCCGAUCACGCCGAGCAAGUCCAGGAAACCACUGCCAAUGCUGAUACCUUUAGCUCCUUCGAAAGCGAAUAACGCUACCGUCGGCGGUCCUCCGACGACGUUGCUGAAAGUUCCGCGUGUCAGGGUAAGACCGGAACUCGCGCAAAUCGCAAGAGACACGGAACUGGCCAAGUUAUACGGGAAUAAAGAAGCCGGGAACUUAAAGAAGGAUGCGAGUAACGCGGCAGAUUUGUUUGAAAAAAAGAACGCGUCGUUCUUUGAUAAGCUUAAGGAAAAGCUUACCACGACAGCGUCAAUAAAUAACGGGGUGGCCGAGGUAGCUGUAAGUACCACGAACGAUAUGAAAUGCUGGUGUACAUUUAAAGCUAGUAGCAUGGAAGAGCUGGCUUGUCACAAACAAACACACCACACUGCUCUCAGUGUCUCUGUGGGCACGACGCGUUGCCCGAGGUGUCGGAGACGGUGCAAAAGCUCGACUGAUCUCCAAAAGCAUAUGACGCAGUGUCGUCGCUCGGCAGGCAACGAUACGUCCAUACACAAUAGCUUAGAAAAAUUAUCAAAUUGUUCAGAACUCCGUGUGACCUCGUAUCGCGGCGAAUACGCAUUCCCAGCGCAAACGGAUUGGGACGUUAAUACCGGCGGGCCGAGUUCUUCUGGAUCAUCGGUUGAAGGUUCCUCGACGCAUCCAAGUGGCCGGCGGGUAUUCAAAUGCCCGCACUGUCCAUUUUGGGCAUCCACUGCGAGUCGUUUUCAUGUUCAUAUUGUCGGUCAUUUAAAUCGGAAGCCAUUCGAGUGUUCCCUGUGCGCGUAUCGCUCUAACUGGCGAUGGGACAUCACUAAACAUAUUAAACUUAAAGCAGUUAAAGAUCCGCUUCAUACGACUGCCAGGGUACUUAUGACGGAUGAAACAGGACGACGGAAUUAUUCCAAAUAUAACAAAUAUUUAUCACAGGUAGAGCAGCAGUGGGAGGAUCAAAGUAUGGAAGAACGUAGCGUGGAGGAGAUCAAUUCCGACGAACCGCCGACCAAAUUGUUUGUUAUGAACAGCAGCGAUUAUCUGGAAACGCCAGAGCUAACGUCCACUCCGAUCUCGGCCGUAUCCACCAGCGAAGGAGGCCAUAAUUCAAUCAAUAUCGGGCUGAGACCGCCGCCACCUCUCAAAGCUGCCGCAAGAAGCAAAGGGCAGUCUUUGCUCAAGAACAAUCUCAUCUCCCCUCAAAGCGGUUUGAGCAGCUCCGCCUCUUCCUCGGUCACCGAGGACAAUAAACGCACCAUGUGGAAGUGUAAGCGAUGUAACUUUAGACAUUCCAACAGAGAGACCGUCUCGGUGCACGUCAAGUCUCACAGCGAUUCGGAACAACGUCACGGAGAAGAAAAGAAUGUGUUCAGUUGCGGAGAUUGUCCGUUCUCUGCGUCGGAUGCAGCAGCUCUGUCGACGCACAGAGUUCAUCAUCGUCCGAACCUAGAAGCUAUUUUCAAAUGUUACUUGUGUCCGUACUACGUCAGUACGAAAUCGGAACUUUUGGAUCACGUCAGACUACACGGGGAAGAGCUCGCCGUUGUGCAUCAGCAAAGUACGGAUCACAAUCUCUCGGUCAAGUCGAAAGCGCGUUCCUCUUUGAGCACCAACAGUUCUAAUCGGAUGAAACAGGAGAAGCCGGCCGAGCAGGUGAUUCACAUAACGACUCAGAACAACGUGACAUCGUUCACGAACGCUUCGAAGAACUCCGGAGCCCCGCCGCCGUUGCUUCUGGAUACUCGAGCACUGCCAGAAGCCCCGUUAGUAUGGGUAUCCCGGCCGGACGGUACGCUGACCAAGAUGUUGAAAUGCCGCCACUGCCCGUUCGUGUCCUCGCGGCGCGCAGAAGUUCGAGACCACGAGACCAUGCACUUAGACGCGCCCAGCAACGGUCCCGUGAUCGCCUGCACGGACUGCAGUUUCACUUGUACGCGACGCGAGGUGAUGGUCGCGCACUCGGACAUGCAUUCCGGUUCCCUAGGCACGGUCCAUUGUUUGGUGGACGAGACCAGACCCGACUCGCAGCAAUUGAGCGACUUGUCCACGCUCCUCGGCUUGACGCAUUCCCCUGUGCUAGGCGCAGAACCUGACUUACGAGAUCUAAGACUCGUGCACUGUUGCAGCAAAUGUCCGGCGCGAUUCCUCUGCGAGAAAGAAUUGAGGAUUCACUUGAGAUACCACUCGACGGAGCUGGCUUAUUCAUGCCAGUGGUGUUCGUACGCGGCUAGGCAACCGGCUCACCUUCUGGCCCAUCAGAAGGCACAUUCCACGGAGUAUCAGGAACGUACAAAGUACUUGCUGUCCCUGUAUGGUCACUCGCAGCGGUAUCCGCCACCAACGACCGCCUGCGUCGAGGCGAACGAGCAGGAGUCGAGCAACUCGGCUCCCACCGUCGCGUGGAUCGUGGUCGAGAUCACGGAGACCGUGAACAACAGUUUCGACAACGCGAGCGACGCUAAUCAACGGACCGGGAAUCAGGUGUUCACCUGCGCUAAGUGUCCGGCGCGUUACUUCAAGUUGGACGCUCUCGAGUAUCACAUGACGCUGCAUGGAUCGAACAACAGAUUCAAGUGCACCGAGUGCGACUACUCGUCAAAGACUGCGCAAAACCUCGUGAAGCAUCAGGUGGUUCACCGUCGUCAGAACGAAACGACCGAAAUGGUGAAUCUGUCGCCACCGCCCGAUCCACAGUUCGGACUGUUUAUGCGCGGCAAUCCUAACUUCGUCUAUCCCGGUUACUUUCGAAAUGGUCGCCUGAAGGAGAAGCGGUACAAGUGUCACAAGUGUCCGUCCGCUUUCGAAAAACGGGAACAGUACAGGGUACAUUUGACUCUACACGGCGCGAAACAGAGAUACCGUUGCGACACGUGCGACUACUCCGUCAAGUAUUACGCGAAUUACAUACAGCAUCUGAAGAAGCACCAGGCGAACGCCGAGGCGCAGGCUUCGCGUAGACAGUUCGAGGACGACACCAUCAACGUCGAUAGCCACGUUCAGGGUUCCUUCUCGCGAUCGAGCAAGACUUUGAAACUGUCCAGCAAUUCGACGGCUAACGCGUCUGCAAACGGUACGUCGGUGUCGAAUUUCGCCGCGGCGCAGACUUCGAAUCAGGACAGGCAGUCCAUGAUACUGCUGCAGAAGAAGGGGAUGCUCUCGCCCUCGAACGAAGAGCCGGAGACGUUGCGCUGUCAGAGCUGCCCGUUCUCCACGUGCGACAAGGACGCGAUGGACGCUCACAAACGUCGCCACGGUAUCGAGCGGAUGACACCGUCUUGUCCACACUGCGAUUACAUACCACGAAAGGACGAGAACGUCGGCGAACAUAUCAGGCUACACUUUACGAGACUUUACAAACCGGAAUCCUAUCUUAUCAUAGAACUGCUCGCGUUAACGAUGAAGAAGAUCAAUACUAACGGGAAGGAGGAGAAACAAAAAGCUGCCGAGUUACUUUUCAAAGAGUACGGGGACGGACGAUUCUUCCCGUUCGCCGAUAUCAACUCGUUUGGAAAUCAGCCUGGCGGCAAGGAGAAAGUCCUGGUCGAUCCGAACACAGGUGAAACGAAACACCUGAUCGUUUAAGAGACAUUCUUCGCAUAAAUGUACAUUUCUCUGUAUAUAGGAGCAAACGCAUAACGCAUUUCUUCUUUCAGUUGUUCGUAAGAUCACUCUAGCGGAUCCCGCAGUCGAACGAAACGCAUUGUCACGUUCGAAAUUCGAUUAGAGCACAUCUACAUUAGCGAACUCUCAUUUGUUUCAUAGUUAUCGCUACGGAUAAAUCGCAAUCACUAUAGUCAUAAUCAUUAAUGAUUAGAGGACAGAUUUCCUUGAUGCGCGCCGUAUGUAGAGUACCAAGAAUGAUGAUGAUUAUUAUUAUUAUUAUUAUAUGAAUUUCGUUAACUAUUUGUUCACGUUUAAGAAUGCGCCCAUACGAGGAUACGUGCACGAUUGAAUUCUGAUGUAAAUAAUGAAAUGACUCUUGUAACAAUACACGGAUCUGCUAUGGCCAUAGAUUUAUGUUCACGUACUUGGCAACACCGAAGAAAACUUUUAAAGACGAUGUUAAAGACGGUGUAAACUUUGUUAAGUUUCAGGCUCGACUAUUCUUGCAUUGUACUCUCAGCAGUUUGUACCGGGGUGCUUUAUUAAAUACAACGAGGAACGCAAUCAUUAAA
Messenger RNA from Ceratina calcarata, 7813 nucleotides. RefSeq names its product zinc finger protein 91. The coding region runs from base 2601 to 7220 and encodes 1539 amino acids. The transcript has 10 exons. The record is from RefSeq and is a predicted model, not a curated record. Gene Ontology annotation, biological process: positive regulation of transcription by RNA polymerase II. Gene Ontology annotation, cellular component: nucleus. Lineage: Eukaryota; Metazoa; Arthropoda; Insecta; Hymenoptera; Apidae.